AAAAAGACUCCGUAGUUAACUUUCGAUUGACUUCCUAACAACAAGGGACUAAACAUCCUGACCCUUGUUCUCUAAGCAAUUGUGAUCACAAUCUAUUGAUUGGUUAAAAUCGCUAUUGGUAUUCACAAUUCAAAUAUUAGGCUUGUGAUUUGUAUGCAUUCCAACUUGGUGUACAUAGUAUGGCGUGUUUGAUACGUACAGUUUUUCCCAGAAAGGUGGAUGAUUCCAAUGGAUUAUGUUCGCCUAAUGUGGAUGCUAACAUGCCUUUAGAAGAAAUUCCAAUGGAGGAGUCUGUCAGAAAUAUUUUAACUGAGGAACAAAUAUAUGAUGAUGAAUGGUCAAUUAGUAGAAAUAAAUUAUACUUUAUUGUUCAAUUUUCUGUAUCUGAUUCGAAUAAGAUGGAACGUAUCCUUGACAGACUAGCGUAUUUCAAUAUUGGAAAAACACUUGACUCGUCAAUUAUGGUUACAGAGCCCACGAUAAAUGUUCAAAAACGUAAUAAAGGAGAAAAAUCCGGUGUUAUAUCAUAUUCGGCAAUUCAAAACUUUAUUGGAACUUUGAAAUCACGAUUGUGUGUUGCUCAGGUUUACAACGAAAUUAACCAACGUGGAUCGUUUGAUAUGAAUUAUUUAUGUUUCCUACUGUGUGCAGCUAUUGUGGCAAAUAUAGCUCUCGUGACCAAUUCUGCUGGCGUCGUAUUUGCAAGUAUGCUAUUAUCUCCUUUGAUGGAUCCAAUCAUGUGCAUUCUUUUUGGUUUGAAUUUACGUGAUCGUAAUAUGACAACUAAAGGUAUUCGCAACACGUCGAUUUCACUAAUUAUUUGUGUUAUGAUUGGAUUAACGUUUGGUUAUGUGGCACAUGCAAUUAGUGCUUUUCAAGAUGUUACACCAUAUCCCACAAGCGAGAUGGUUCAAAGGGGUGAACUACGAUCUUUUAUUGGAUCAAUGCUUGUAGCAGCAUUUUCUGGUGUUAGUGUUUCUUUCGCUAUACUAAGUAAGCGACUAUCAGCUUUAAUUGGGAAUGCAAUAUCACUUUCAUUGUUACCGCCAGCAGUUAACUGCGGUCAUUUGUUAUUACUCUCUCUUCUGGCCAUCUCCACUGGAGAGAAACGUGAGUAUGAAACAACAACAGAUGUGGAGUCGAAUGUUACAGCCACAUUGCAUUAUUGUACAUAUCCAUGGAUUCGACAAUACGAAUUUAUCUAUAUGCGAAAUCAUUGUAAUGCUCCUUUGGAAUUCCUUUACGUUGGUUUAUCAAGCUUCUGUCUUGUAACAAUGAACAUCAUGUUAAUUCUAGUUACUGGAUAUACGGUGAAUAAGAUCAAAAAUCUGGUCCCACUUUCGUUUACAAAUGAAAUCACUCGGAGAUUUUAUCAAAAAGACUUACGAGCAAGGUUCAAGGCCACAUGCGAAUUUCAACCUGUCUUUACAUUUGAUUUAUUCUUUUUCUAAAAAUUCAUAUAGACAAUGUGUGUGUGCACCAGAAUUUGAUAAAAUAACAAUCAUUUAGGAAACUACAGGUAACUACUAGUUAUUACCAAUUCGAAUGAAUCACUUUGUAAAUGAGAAUGGUGCACAAAUUAUUUGUGUUCAGUAAGUGAUGGGACGAAAUGAGUGUUUUGAUUAAUUGGAUAAAUGAUGCGUGUAUUGUUUGAAAGUCAGUGAAUCAAUCAAUAGUUAGUGAUUUAUUGCAUAUCUAAAAUUAUUUCGGAUCGUAAGACAAGAUGAAGUAAACAGAUAAUAUUGGAUCGGAUUCAAUUUGUUAGGAAUGACUCAAACCUUACUUCUAGAUGACAAUAAUUAUGUCCUAGUGUAGGACUCCUCAGUAGCUGGCAUCCACCCCACAAGGGAUUGAACCCCGGAUCUCCAACCUCUAUAUUUUAAUGGUUGUUUAACUAAGAUCAGUACAUGAUUUAAACUGAAAAUUCACCGAUCUCCAUAAAUCCCCUAUGCUACCUAUAACUGUUUUUAAUUUGUAAAUUAAAUUAUACUAGAAAUUGGUGAGGACUUUCCUUUUGGUUGAUUGGAAUAACGGGGCGCAAACUGAUUUAUUACUAAUUUACCACUUUCAAAAGUCAUUUUUUAUGGUUAUAAAACAAAACAGACCCACUGAAUUAACGUAGCUUGACAAAAGACAAGACAUCACUUCACAUCCAUCCUGAGGUUUUCUUUACUCCAACCCAUAAAUGUAACUGUAUACCUUUACUUGGUUUUAAGCUUCUGUAAUUCUGUGUACUCUACGUUAUACCCAUUUGAUAAUCGCUAACCAAGGUUCUUCAAUACAUAGAAAACUCUUUACUUUUCCUUUAUGUGCGUGAAUGAAAAUGAAGUUGCUAAAGUGUUCUCACUAGUAUUGAUUUUAUGACUCCCAACAUAGAUGACUUUAAACAGUUCAUUCUAUACUAAAAAAUUAAAUUAAUUGAACUAGUCAACUGUUACAUACAUAUAUAUAAAAUUAACAUUAUAUUCAAAAAUAUCCAUUUUUCUGAAAUGUGGGUCGAGCUUUAAGAUUUUGACUUUUUCUGGUUAUCUUGUAACUAAUAAUCCGUUAGGUUUUGAUGAUACUCAACUUUGAUCUAAAUAUCCCCUAACUUGCCUAACAUCACAAUCAAUAAAAUUUUAGUGUUCCUUAGGUUCUCUGAGCUGGAUAACUUAGUGGUGGAGCUUUAAUUGUCGUUCUGGACGACAACAUCAUCGCCUACUUCAUGUAGAAAUGAGGUUAUUAGUUAUUUUUCAAGUAUUAAAUCGGUUCGUCCUGGUGGUUGCUUUCGUAGGUUUCCUUGUCUUUAUUUGUCAUUGUGUCCUACGUUGAUUGUUAUGUUUGAAUAAUUGACGUUUUGCAUAUGGAUUGAUAGAUCGAGUCUAUUAACUGGCUAUUGAUCUGAAUUGCAUUCUUCUAGAAAUUCUUUGUCAUUCUUGAAAUCUCUUUGAUCUAAAGUCUGUAUGUUUCUCAGUCAAAUUCAUGUUCAUGUUCGUUUAUUGUGUUUGUUACUUAUGUCGACAGACAUAAGUAGUAUAUAACACCAAUCAGAAAUGGAAGGCUUGGUAGUAGAAUGUCGGGAAGAUCAAAGAGAAGAGAACGGGAACAGAGAGUAAUCGUUAUGGCAAUGAGGGUACGAUGAAGUUUGUGACAAUUGAUGGAGGGCGUGCAAAUGAAGUAUAGAACGUAUGGUUUUCAUAUUUGACAAAAGAACUCUAUAAUUUAGUAUUAAAAUACAUUUGCUGUCCCCACCUGUGUUCUCGUUCAUUACAAUAUCAGUGAUAACAUAUGGUAUUGAUUCAGCAAUCCUUUGACAUUUUACAGACAAGUUAAAAACGAAAAUAAUCACAGAUAUUUGUCAAGAGAUCUCAGAAUACCCUCUGUUCAUUAAUAGAAUUAUGUGUGUUUCUAUGCCGUUAGCAAUGAGAAGUCCAAAAUAUGGUUUGUAAAAAAAUGGAGUAUGACUGAUUAGCAGUGAAAUCAAUAACAUGCAUUUUGUGCUAGUUGAGACUCGUCAUCUGGAUCUACUUACAUCUCAGUAUUGAUGGUCAUAUAGAGAUUAGAACCUAACGUUCACUCUUUAUCUACUAAGCUAAUGAGUCUAGGUUCCCACUAACUUGGUCAAAGGGUGUGAUAUUUACAUCAUUACCAGCAUAGGUUUAUCAUGUUGUCAAUAUGCAGGAAUGAAUUUGGAUCAGUUUUUGUUUGCGUAUGUGCAUGUAAAAUAGGAUUUGAAGAUAAGUUGUCAUUUACACAGGUAUUGACUGGACAGUAAGAGGACUAGACAGUUGACUCACAACCCUUGAUUUCAUGAUUCAUCUUUCUAAUCAAUAACUUUUGUAUUAAAGGAAUCUAUUAAUAUGCUGGAACUUUUUUUAUACUUUAUUUUCCCGUAUAUUUUUAUAUAACUGAGUUUGUUAACCAACCCUAGACGUCAUAACCUACUAGGUACUCAUUCGAUUGUAAUUAAUCAACUUUAAAAAUAGAUUGUUCGUUAACAAAUUAUAUGCAUUUAAAGUCUUAUCAUUAGUACUGGCAUCAUUUGAUGGGGGUGGUAAUCAACUGAAAUACUUCAUCGCUAUUCACUGUUUUACAAAAUCUGUGACAGACUAUAAGAAUAACAAUUAAUGUGAUUUAAAGUCAGUCAGUCAGUCAGUAACAACGUAGAACUUCAUACGUACGUACAUCAGUUCGAGUCUUUUAAUGUGAUUUAAAGUAAUUAAAAAAGAGAAAAGUUUUUGCUGAACUGAUUUGAAACCAUUGUUUACCAUUUUUAGGUUUUUCUACUAAUGUUUAAUAAACAAAUAUCGACAAUUGAUAAAAUCAAAAAUCGUUGAACCAGAACAUAUUCAUCAAUCCUCUUUCUAUUGUGCACACAUAUAUGAAGAAAAUAAGUAGUAAAUAAUCAGAUCCUAUAAAAACAUGUUUGGGAUAGAAAGAUAAACUUUAUUUUAUUGAAGCAUAAAUGUGUACGUAUAUGACCAUUAUCUAGAAUAAAACUAUUUAAUUUGAUCGAUAAACUGACCAUAUGUAAGACACAAUUUAAUUAUCAUCUAUUUUAUCGUACCUCUUUUCUUUUCAACGCAUACACCUGCUUCAAUUAAUCCAUUGUUCACGAUAGGAGGUUCGUGAAAAUUACAAAUGUCUGCAUAAAUUUGAUGCAGCCGGUUUAGCCACUUAUGCAUAUAAUGAAUAUUUACGUUUAAAUAAAAUUAAUACACAUGAUGAUGAGCUAACAAAUUUGGAUAUUGAAGAUGCCGAUCAGAUUGCCAAUGACUUUCAUACAAUUAUGAAGGAUCUCAAAAAAGAUCCCUAUCUACAGACUAUUACUGCAGAAACAACCCAAGGUGAUAACAGUUUCUUGAAGAGAUUUAUGGAGAAAUCCGACGAAUUAUCAUCGAGAAACGCCGUGAAACGAGUAAAAAAGCGCCAUACAUUUUGUUAUCCCGAUAAAAAGUCUAUGGUGUUCCAAGAUGAAGCAGUUAGCAAUAAUAUUAAUAGCACUACAAAUAUUAAUAAAACCAUUAACAUUACCAGUCGUCCUACGUUUGUCAAUAAACAUACCAACAGUAACACAUGUCAUAAUCUUGAAAACAGGAGUAAUAAUAAUGUUACAAGAGUGAAGCUAGUGUCUGAAAUUAGACCCUCAAGUUUUGCUAAUGAAAAUCUUAAAACAAAUGAUGUCCAGUUUUCACCAUUAAUUGAAAAUGGCAAAUAUCGAAAAUGUCCAAUGAUACAUGAAAUUACAGAAUCGAAAAUGAGAACUUCCAGUUCUACAGGAAGAUUUGAAGUGGUGUCUGUAGAAUGUCAAUCAGAAUCUACAUAUGAUCCAGAACAGGAUGAUAAGGGCGAAAACAACACUAUGUUGAGAAGAAACGUUUGAGAAAACCAAAGUAAACACAGAAAAUAGCAACCAUCACAACAAAAUAUUGUUUACAUUACGGUUAUCUCAAUUCUAAGAUUUAUCUUUAAAAAAACAAGUCUAUCACUUCAAGUUUAUCAAAACUAGAUCUAUAUUAGAUUGACUGAUUUAUCUAAUAAAAAGAUGACGAUUAUCAUUGUUUUUAAUAAGUUCAUUUUCUUUCCUGUAGUUAUACAUGAAGAACUAUUCACUUGUAUGUUCUAAAGAGUCCCAUGAAAAAUCAGCUACAAGU
Messenger RNA from Schistosoma haematobium, 5633 nucleotides. RefSeq lists its product as uncharacterized. Lineage: Eukaryota; Metazoa; Platyhelminthes; Trematoda; Strigeidida; Schistosomatidae. The record is from RefSeq and is a predicted model, not a curated record. The transcript has 18 exons. The coding region runs from base 180 to 1451 and encodes 423 amino acids.